Folsomia candida is the source of this 2149-nucleotide messenger RNA. RefSeq lists its product as uncharacterized. NCBI's taxonomy places the organism in Eukaryota, Metazoa, Arthropoda, Collembola, Entomobryomorpha, Isotomidae. The coding region runs from base 887 to 1624 and encodes 245 amino acids. The transcript has 5 exons. The record is from RefSeq and is a predicted model, not a curated record.
UGUACUGCACUCUCAAGGAACUUUUUGUACUGCAAAAGCCUUAGGGGCUUGUGACCACUCUCUCUUUCUGCAAAAAAUAUUAUGCAGUUGUACUUUACUGUGUCAGGAGUGUCUGAAGGUGGUGGUGGUGGAUUGGCGAAAUGGGAUAGUGAGAGGAAUUGAGAACAAAAAUAAACGCCUGCUAUUUUGCAUUCCCUUCUUCCCUUCAUCAAAAACGAAAGGGAAAUCUUGGCAAUUGCACCAAGUUGCACAUAUUGCAAGUUGUUCCGUUUGAGAGCAGUGAGAAAACCUGAUUUCAGUUCAAUCCAUUAAAUAAACAACUUAAAACACUUGAGAUUUUGCAAUCACAUGUGAGAUAAUAAAGCACAAAGGACGUUGCGAUGAUUUAAUUCUUUUCCAUCAGACUAAUUUCGGCUAAUUAUUUGGUCUUGCAAGUUUAGACGACCGUGGUGAUCCUCGUUGUGCAUGUAUUUGCAAGUGGACAAAGAGUGUGAGACACGCUUUUCGUUUUAAAUGACCAAGAUUUUUCGACUCAGUCAACUGUGUACGCACGCAGCUCUCGAAUUUAUUGAUCGUUUUCAUCGACCCGAGUAAAAUGUGCACAUUCACAAAUACCAACUCUCAUACUUAACAGGAAUUAUUUAUUCGAGGGUUCAUAAAUUGUGAAAUUUUAACGUGUUGUGAAUUAUACGAAUUUUAAACGGAUUGAUUUCAACAGUCAAUAAAAGAUCCAGUCAAUCUAAAAAUUCCAGAUAGGCUAAAAUCAUCUGGAUUUGAAACUUGAAGGGAAUGGCGUAAAUAGAGCAAUAUUGGAUCUUAUUUGAUUCGGGACUGGAUUGCUGUUCGUUUAUAAAAGGAGCCCAGAAAUAUCUUCGUAUUUUAGAAAAUGGAGAAUCAACUGAUCCGAUUGUUCAUACUGAUCCUCUUGGUAUUUCUGCUCACCUCAGACAUCAAAGAUUUGCUCGAUGCUCUGUCCACAACGGCCACCGUGGGACCCUAUUUGAGCAAUUGGCGAUCACAGCAUCAAGCUCAUGCUAGAGACAAUCGACCCCCGCCGACGACACGUUCUCCAACUAUAAAAUCAAGACAGGAAAAGAGAAGCUUAACGAUAAAAAAUAAUGUAGGAAAAACUCCCGACCAAUUAAAUGGUCUCGGAGAAGGGGGCGAAGCGGAGGGGGAACUUCCGGCUAAAUUUUUUACACCAAUUGCUAAUGGGAGACGGAAGUUAAAAUCGUCCGAGCGUUCAAUCAAAAUCAAACGAAUAAAUCCAGACGACAUUUUUGCUUCUUUGUCGGACGAUGAAAAACAGGAACUGUUAGCAAUGCGAAGUCAAAUGACGAAGACUAUGCAGGAAUGGUGCCUUCCGAAGCUCGUUUGUGAAUUGCAUGCUGGAAUUGGAGAUCGUACUGGCAGGAUAUCAGAAGCAGAACAAGGACUUUUAUCCAUCAUUAAAGAAACUAGCAUGAAUCCGAUGGGGGAGGUGAUCUCCAAAUACCAUUUUGCAGCGCAUAUGGGGCAACUCUUAGCUAACGUCGAAGGCAACGGCUGUCACAACUUGUACCCAUCGUGUCCCUUAUCUGGCCCUAAGGUGCUUCAAAUGGUGAAAAGAGUCAGGAUUAAGUAACCUCGCCGUUUGUACUUUAGACUAAAAAAUAUUGUAAGUCAUGAACCACACAAAAAUCGAUGUAUGGAUGUAAUCAAAAUGUAAAAAGGACGUCGUUUUUUAAUUAUUUAAUCUCAAUCAAAACUCAAUAAUAAUUAAUAGUCAGAUUAGUCAGGACGAAAGCCAUUGUGACCACAUUUUUUCCGUUGAGAUCAACCAAUAUGCACUGCAGAGGAAAAUAUGAGGUGUCAUCUUGGCAAAUUCGUUUAGAGUAAAAAUUUAAGAAAACUGAAAUUAAUGCGCGUAUGUGUGCAUUAAUUUAAACAAAAAUGAAAGACUGAUUUUUUGAAAUAUUUUACCCCCAACGUUGUCAUUUUAUUUUUAAUCAUGGAUUUCAUAUAACUACUAAUUUUAAGAGCACAUUAUAAAUGAAUUCCAUUGUAAAACUUAUUAAACUUAUUAAAACUUGGAUAUUCCUCCCAAGUUUGUGGAGUAAGAUUUUUGAUUGAAAGAGAAAUAAAAUAAUGAAAGUUUGAACUUGAUGAA